GACAUGCAUCGGACAAUGGACAGAACCAACCCUCCUUUCUCCCACAACUGGUUCAACUAUACCCCCGUUGACAAUUGGAAUAGUUGUCUUAGCCAUCCUUCUGUUAGCUUCAAUCAUCAUCAACAUUGUACAGCUCAUACUUCCAGUGAGAAAAAAUAUUCCAGAGUUCGAUAAGUCAAAGAAGAAUGACAAAGGAGAUGAAGUAAAUACACAACAGGAGGGGAAUGAUAACGUGGCCUAUGAGAUGAUUCAAAGCGGAGAUCGAGCAUACACAGCGUUAAAACUUGGUGCUACCCACUCCUUCGUCAUUGCCCAUGAAAACUUGACAUUCUUUACCAGACUCGGUUCGAUUGGACGGGGUGACUUCGGCGUGGUAUGGAAAGGAGACCUCCGCUCAAACCAAAAACAUCUUGAUGUUGCUAUCAGGCAAAUACCAGAUCGCGUGACAAAAUCACUUCACGUACUUCAAGCCAUCAAGGUACUUUACAAGCUAUCGGAUCAACCAAAUAUUGUAAGAUGUCUAGGAUAUUGUAAAGAGCAAGGAAGUAUCCUGUAUGAUUUCAUCUCAGGGGGUACACUACUUACCUAUCUACAGACUUCAGGGGUGCAAUCUCAACCUACGUACAGCAAUCUCAAACCAAACGGUGUUCGUAUUGAUGAGGGUACCCUACUUAACUUGGCUUGGCAGGUUGCUAAAGGGAUGCAUUUCCUUGCUUCUAAGAAGAUCAUCCAUGGAGCUCUCUGCGCUCACAAUGUGUUGCUAGGAGAAAGAAAACAAUGCAAGAUAUCAGACUAUGGACUUUCUUCAUCGUUCUUCGGUGACGUAGCUAAACCUACAAGAUGGAGUUCACCAGAAACCAUGGUAACGGGUGACCAAACAACAGAAGGAGACAUCUGGUCUUUUGGUAUCGUCUUGUGGGAAAUUGUGACACUGGGUGCAAGGCCAUACCCAAAUAAAACAUUCGGCGCGGUUCAGACGGAGGUUGCUAAUGGUUACCAGAUGCCACGCCCUCGUCACUGUGCACAAGAAGUGUACUCGGUUAUGACUGGAUGUUGGGAGAAGGAUCCUACAAAGAGGACCAACUUUGAUCGGAUCCUGAAAGAUUUGGAAAGGAUUCUAGAAAAGACUCAUAGCUACCUGUCACUUAAUGACUUGGAUGAGCAGUUGUAUGCGUCUACCAGUGAUAUGUGAAUUAUACUUACCGCAUCCAUCGUGUAAGAAUAUCAUCAAGAAUGUAUUCCUUACAUAAUUAUAAGUGUGCCUGAUCGUUGACGUACAUUAAUCAUGUAAAAACGCUGGAAAAAAAGCCCGUCACUCUAACAAGCCGUUUACACUUUGAACUUUUUAGAAAUUGUUUCAAAACUAUUGUAAGGAUAAAUAAUGAGAGAUAUAUUGAUAUAUCACAUUUUUGGCUAUUCGAUAGACCUAUACAGUGAUUCAAGGGACCCUUUUCAGACUUUCCCGUCGAUUUUGUUUCCUGACAAGCAACAGAAUAAAGGUAAACACUCCAAUCUCACCUCGACGAAAGAGAAUGAUGCCAACAACGUAAUUUGCAAAAUAGAGAAUGUUUCGGUGUAACAAUGAAUGAAUAUCUCAAUAGGAUUCUCACACGUCUACAAUAUCUAAUUCAGGAAGAGAUGCUUGAUGCUUAUCGUGACCAAAAUAUACUUUACCAAGCUUUGCACUCAAAUUGAUUUAUUAUACAGUUAUUUUACCACUUUUAAGUCAUUUUAAUCAUAUUAGGUUAAUAGCUAUUAAUCUAAUUUUUAACAGCUAUUUGUAAUACAGAAAAAACAUUAAAAAUUAUAACCAAAUGUUCCGAGAAUGUAUUUCUGACAAGUUAAAUUUAAGCACCAUUAUUCACUCACUAUCAAUCUCGCAAAAAGUAACAUUUCCAAUUAUCUAAGGUAAAAUUAAGCUGAUCAUUAAACUCGCUAUUUAAUGUUGUAGUUGGUUAUUGGAAUAAGUUUUUUUAUGUUAAUGAAAAUAAAACACGAUCAAGUUCAAUUGUAAGUAGUUGUAGAGCAUUUCCCAUUCGACAUUUCUUCACAUCAAUCUAUUCCUUACACAGUAAAAACGCUGUUUGAUUUUUUAUACA
Molecule: messenger RNA, 2099 nt
Organism: Lytechinus variegatus (green sea urchin)
Lineage: Eukaryota; Metazoa; Echinodermata; Echinoidea; Temnopleuroida; Toxopneustidae
Product: tyrosine-protein kinase receptor Tie-1-like
Exons: 14
Coding region: 245-1192 (315 amino acids)
Biological process (GO): protein phosphorylation; multicellular organism development; positive regulation of kinase activity
Cellular component (GO): signaling receptor complex
Molecular function (GO): transmembrane receptor protein tyrosine kinase activity; ATP binding
Source: RefSeq, a predicted model, not a curated record